UUUUAGUGCUAAUCAGCCUACCAAUGAGUGGUUGUGAGCCUGGACAUGUGAAUUCAUUUCGUUACUACCCUUUCUUCGUUAUAAGCCUGUGAGAUUGAUUUCCUUCAAUUGAAAAUAAUGAAGAUUACUCAAAUCUGUUGAAUAGAGAUAAUAUGUCCCAUACAUCACUUCAAGCUACUUUCCAUUGAGCCUAGAAGUCAUUUUAUAUUUUGAAAGAAGAAGUAAACUGUACGCUUGACUCUCCACAUCAAUGUUUAACAACCCAAUAGAGGUACUGUCCUUUAAGGCUGAACUUUGCUUUCAAAUCAUUGAAGAGCUUCACUUAUAUCAUCAAAGACUAUAAUAGAACUUUAUGACCCUCUUGCUACGUUUAUUUACAUUCCGUUACUAUACUUAUACAAAUACGCAAUUCCUGAAUAUUUCCCUGCUGCUCUAGAGGAUCAGCUCUGCGAUAAAUAUUAAGUAAGGCACAUUGGAUGACUGGAUUUAUGGAUAUCUUCAGGAUCUACAGCAGAUUCGUCCUAAGCGAAUUAGAUUAUGGUUGGUGGCAAAUGGAACUGUUCUAUUGGAACAAACUAUUCAAAGCAUGUAGCAAGGUAUUUACCUCAAUGGGCUUUGAAUACUGGACAAAUAACUCAGUAUGUAUUAGGACAAGGACCAGACAAUUCUUUUUACCCUUGAAUUCAACCAACAGUACUUCAAAUUGCUCAGAGAUUGAUCCUAUUCUUUGGAGUCUUUCAGAAGAGAAGCUAGGUACAGGGACGAAUAUUCUUUCUUUAAUAUUGCCUAUUCUUCUGUGCAUCUUUAUAGUGCUUGCAAUGAAGCUCAUUAUCAAUGAAUUUGCAAAGUACAAGCACUAUAGAGGCAUCCUUAGAGAUAACUCAAUCAAGAGUAUUGCCAUGACCUCAUCUAGCUCAAGUGAAGAUAAACAGCUUGAAGAAAGACUUCAAGGUGCUUAUUUUAAUGGCAAUAGUGCUUACGCUUAUUUUUCAUCAAAUACAUCUUCAUAAGACCC
Moneuplotes crassus is the source of this 1015-nucleotide messenger RNA. NCBI's taxonomy places the organism in Eukaryota, Ciliophora, Spirotrichea, Euplotida, Euplotidae. The record is from the annotation of a GenBank genome assembly.